CAGAAACAAAAGUGAAACUGAUCUAAUUUGUAAACAGCUCUGUUUGGUUUCUUUGCCUAAACGUUUAUUUCAGUGCAGAAAUGAAUGCUGCAUUUUAGGACCGCAAGCAAACAAAUACACUGAGUCAUGGCUUCCUACAGCAGUCUCCUGUCUGAAGAUCAGUUGCUGUGUUCGAUCUGUCUGGAUGUGUUCACUGAUCCAGUCACCACUCCAUGUGGACACAACUUCUGCAAAAAUUGUCUUGCAGGAUAUUGGGAUAGCAGUGACCACUAUCAGUGUCCACUGUGUAACAAGGCUUUUAAGAUGAGACCAGAUAUGUCCAUUAACACUUUGAUAUCAGUAACAGCUGCUCAGUUUAAACAAUCAGUUAAAAUAAAUACUGCAGAUAAAAAUGCCUGUACAUCAAGUAAGAUGUUAUGUGAUGCCUGCACUGGUGUCAAACUGAGUUCUGUGAAGUCAUGCCUUAAUUGUGGGGCAUCCUACUGUAAGGCUCACCUACAGCCUCAUAGGACUAUACAAAAUCUGAAGAAACACAAACUAAUAAACCCUGUGGAGAACCUGGAGGACUACAUAUGCCAGAAACAUGAGAGAGCUCUGGAGCUGUUCUGUAGAGAUGAUCAGACGUGUGUGUGUCAGUUCUGUACUGAGACAGACCACAAGAAUCACAACACUGUUCCUAUAGAGGAGGCAAAUGAUGAAUUGAAGGCUUGCUUGAUGAAAACACAAACGGAAGUACAACAAAUGAUCCAGAAUAGGUUAGAGAAGACUGAAGAGAUUGAGCGUUCGCUGCUGCUCAGCAAAAAAAGCACAGAGGAAGAGAUUUCACAAGGUACUGAAGUCUUCACUGCUCUGAUUCGCUCCAUUGAGAGAAGUCAGGCUGAGCUGCUGGAGGUGAUGGAGGAGAAGCAGAAAGCAGCAGAGAGGCAGGCUGAAGGACUCAUUAAAGAGCUGAAGCAGGAAAUCAGUGUGCUAAAGAGGAGAGACACUGAGCUGGAGCAGCUCUCACACACUGAGGAGCAUCUCCACCUCCUACAGAUUUACUCCUCCAUGUGCAGCCCUCCACACACCAAGAACUGGACUGGGAUCAGUAUUAACACUGAUCUGAGUAGGAAGACCCUGAGAAAAUCUCUGUCCGAUCUUCGCAAAGAGCUCAACAAUGAAAUGGAUAAAAAAAAGGAAAAAUUAGACCGGGAAAAAAAAGACUGUGAUUUACACAGGAUAUGGCUGUUUCUUUACGUACUGCUACUGCUAGUGCCUUUCCUCAUACCAGCGACUAAAGCAUUCUGGAUUCGGGUUUAUGCAGUGGAUGUAACACUGGAUCCUGAUACAGCAUAUCCGUAUCUCAUCUUGUCUGAAGACGGAAAACAAGUGAGGAUCGGACAACGCUCGUGGAAAUUUGUCCCAUACAGCCAAAAAAGAUUUAUGUACGAUCCACAUGUUUUAGCAAAACAGGGUUUUAACUCUGGGAGAUUUUAUUAUGAGGUGCAGGUCAGGGGGAAAACUGAGUGGGAUUUAGGAGUAGCCAGAAUGUCUAUUAGCAGGCAAUGGAAGUUUUUUCCGAAGCACAAUGAUAGGACCUGGGCUAUGAUUAAAAGGAAUGGCAAGGAUUACCAGGCUUGUGCUGGCUCAUGUGUCGGCCUGCCUCGGGGAGAGGAAAUGGAGGUGGUGGGUGUGUUUGUGGAUUAUGAGGAGGGUUUGGUCUCCUUUUAUGAUGCUAAGGCCAGGUCUCUUAUCUACUCUAUAACUGGUCAGUCUUUCACUGAGAAACUUUAUCCAUUCUUCAGUCCAGGUUUAAAUUUCAACUAUGAAAACUCAGCACCAAUGAUCAUCUCUGAAGUAAAUGAGUACUUGAUUUUACUGAGAAAAUGUUUCUCCAUGGGGGACACAGUGGCUUAGUGGUUAGCACGUUUGCCUCACACCUCCAGCGUUGGUGGUUUGAUUCCCACCUCCGCCUUGUGUGUGUGGAGUUUGCAUGUUCUCCCCGUGGCUCGGGGGUUUCCUCCGGGUACUCCAGUUUCCUCCCCCCGGUCCAAAGACAUGCAUGGUAGGUUGAUUGGCAUCUCUGGAAAAUUGUCCAUAGUGUGUGAGUGAAUGAGAGUGUGUGUGUGUGUGUGUCCUGUGAUGGGUUGGCACUCCGUCCAGGGUGUAUCCUGCCUUGAUGCCCGAAGACGCCUGAGAUAGGCACAGGCUCCCCGUGACCCGAGAAGUUCGGAUAAGAUGAAUGAAUGAUUUUUUCUCCAAUGCAACAAAAUGGCAAUGGCUUCAAAGCCCAUGUUUGUUCGGAUUUUUGUUGUUAAUUUUUUUUCUGCCUGUUCAGAAGCAUGUGGAAGCUUUAGAUAACAAAGGUUAACAGUUUCUCUCUCUCGCUGCAUUGAAAAAUUGAUUGCAGUGCCUGUGCUGGAAUCUGCUAGUACCAGAGAAGUGUAUUUGGGGGAAAAACUCAUUUUUACAAAUAGUGUGUUAAAGGAUUUUCUACAGAUAACUAGCAGUAUAGUGCUUUUGGAAAGAAUUUACUUAUUAUUUGGGCCUUUUAUUUUUACAGAAAGCAGCCAAUUAGUUUUGUACCAGUUAGUAAACAGAUAUAUGUGUCUUUGAUAUGCAGCAGGAUCACAAUAAUGUUAGUCCAUUUAUGAAUUCAUAACCAUGAGAGAGAGAGUUUAUUAUACAUAUGUGAAAAAGAACAGUUUCUAUCAGUCCUUCAUGUCAAUAGCCAGAUAUUUUCAAAACUAAUGUUUUUGAAAGAAACAAGAGCUCAGAGCAGGAUAAUCAAACACAGAAUGUUGCAGUUACUUUAUACCAUCAACUCAUGUUUCAGGCCCAAUUAUCCCAAUUAUAAAAUACAUCACAAUCCUCUGUAACUGAUAAUAUAUUCUACCUGCUUAUUCCAUUUACCUGCCAACUACACAAACUUUAAACUGGACUGACUUGCUGCAUUUUGUGUAUUCAGGCCCAACCCUUGAUAAGAUGUUUUCAUACCUGUAGUGAUGGAUCUCAGGGGCGCCCCCAAGGGGCCACCCCAAGUAUGAAUUUGAAUUUGAAUGCAUAAUGAAUGCAUUUUUUUUUUUUUUUUUUUUUUUUUUUUUGGUGCCAACUGAAUAUUUGCUGUGGCCUCCUCUGGCCUCCCCUAUUAAAGGUUUCUGGGGGUACCACUGAUGUAUAUGUGUGUGUAUAUAUAUAUAUUACUACUAAAAGCUAAAACUCCUUUACUCCAAAGGUCUGUUUCACACCUCGAACUCUGAUGGUGUCCUGUAAGUCUGACUAGUAGCAAAAAAAAAGAGGACACGAGCGUUUUCCUCUCUAAUUCCACAAUUGCAGAAGUAUAUAGGAGACUACUGAUAUAAACUGUUAAUGCUUUAAAGGUGUCCUGGUUACAUAAAUUACAUGUUUAAGGUCAUAGAGUAGUCAGCAUUCCUGUAAGACAGUAACAAAUAUGUGAAAAGCUUUAUCUAGUUAGUGACAGUAAGUAAUAUUACAUCUACAUUUACAGUCAGUAAUUAUAGCACAGUGCAGGUGAAUACUCAACACUGAUUGGUCAGAAGGUGUGUGUUAUUCUCAUAUAACAGCACCGGUUGUUCCCAGUGUAACCAGAAUGAUAAGUUACUAUUAAUAUGUUGUUGUUGUUGUUGUUGUUGUUGUUUUCUUCAUAUAACAGCACAAUCUGUCGUGUUAUACUUUACAUAUUACAAAAGUGAAUGUUACUUGGAAAUGCUUUACUGUAAAAACUGCAAAGAUCCACAGUUCUAAAUUGUUCUGUUUCUGUGUUUAUUACUAGUUCUACUGUGUAUAUUGUAGAAAUAUCACAUUAUAAUAUAUGAUUAUGAUUAAGAUAUGAUAAGAUUUAAAAGAAACACUAAACCAUAGGUUAUGUUGUGAGAAAAAUUGUUGAUUUACUUCUUUUCAUCCUUUUACUUACUUCUUUUCUUUAUUUCCAUUCUUUAUUAAAUUACUAUUUUUGUGAUUUCUAUUUAUUUACUUUUUCGGUAGUUGUAGUUGUAGUUAGUUCUAUUAAUUUGCGGGAAGAAAUCAUUUACUCAAUUUUUAAAUCACAUUUUAAUAUACAUUUGCAGUCAGUAAACAGAUCUUUUGCAUCUGUGCAAAGUUUGGAAAUGAUGUGUACUGUCCUGCUCAUGUCAACUUUAUUUUUUCUGUAAAUUAGUUUGAGUUAUUAGCUUGAAUGUAUUUAAAUCAUAUCAAUAAAAGGCAAUGCAUAAAGAGAUUGUCCAAAAA
This is a messenger RNA of Tachysurus fulvidraco (yellow catfish), 4227 nucleotides long. RefSeq names its product E3 ubiquitin-protein ligase TRIM39-like. The transcript is spliced from 8 exons. Gene Ontology annotation, molecular function: zinc ion binding; protein binding. Bases 127 to 1896 code for a protein of 589 amino acids. Lineage: Eukaryota; Metazoa; Chordata; Actinopteri; Siluriformes; Bagridae. The record is from RefSeq and is a predicted model, not a curated record.